GGAGCAGCGUCUCUCUCUCUCUCUCUCCCUCCGCUUCCUCCCAGGGGCUCUGCUUGCGGCGCUUCGCCUGCCUGCCUGCCUGCCUGCCCGGGAGGCGCCCGGCCAGAGGAGAGGCAGGCGAGGCCGGGCUGCGGCGCGCGCCAUGGAGGGCAGCCCCAUCCCGGUGCUGACGGUGCCCACGGUCCCCUUUGAGGACCAGAAGCCGACGGGCGGCGGCGGCCUCCGGAGACCCACGGCCGUCUUCGAGAGUCAGCGCAACUACCUGCCCAACUUCGUGCAGAGCGUGCUGUCGUCCGUCGACCUCCGCGACCGCCAGGGCUGCACCAUGGUGGUGGGCAGCGACGGCAGGUACUUCAGCCGGACGGCCGUCGAGCUGGUGGUGCAGAUGGCGGCGGCCAACGGGAUUGGAAGAUUGGUUAUUGGUCAGAAUGGCAUCUUAUCCACCCCUGCUGUUUCUUGCAUUAUCAGAAAGAUAAAAGCAGCCGGUGGGAUUAUUCUAACUGCUAGUCACUGCCCUGGAGGACCUGGAGGAGAAUUUGGAGUUAAGUUUAAUGUUGCCAAUGGAGGACCAGCUCCUGAUGCUGUUUCUGACAAAAUCUACCAGAUCAGCAAAACCCUUGAAGAAUAUGCUAUUUGUUCGGACCUGAGAAUUGACUUAUCUCGGCUAGGAAGACAAGAAUUUGAUUUGGAGAACAAAUUCAAGCCUUUCCGUGUUGAAAUAAUAGAUUCGGUGGAAGUCUACCUCAAUCUUCUACGGACUGUCUUUGACUUCAGUGCCAUCAGAGGGUUGCUAUCAGGGCCAAAUCAACUCAAGAUCAGAAUUGAUGCCAUGAAUGGAGUGAUGGGUCCCUAUGUCCGGAGAAUCCUGUGUGAUGAAUUAGGAGCUCCUGCUAAUUCUGCAGUUGACUGUGUUCCUUUGGAGGAUUUUGGUGGCCAGUAUCCUGACCCAAACCUGACAUACGCCACUUCUUUGUUGGAGGCAAUGAAAGGAGGAGAGUAUGGCUUUGGCGCUGCUUUUGAUGCUGAUGGAGACCGCUAUAUGAUCCUAGGUCGAAAUGGUUUUUUUGUGAAUCCUUCAGAUUCAUUGGCCAUCAUUGCUGCCAAUCUCUCCUGCAUUCCAUAUUUCCGCCAGAUGCCCGUGCAUGGGUUUGGUAGGAGUAUGCCUACUAGCACAGCAUUGGACAGGGUGGCAAAAUCAAUGAAAGUCCCCGUGUAUGAAACGCCAGCAGGCUGGAGGUUCUUCUCAAAUCUGAUGGAUUCUGGUCGAUGCUCGCUUUGUGGAGAAGAAAGCUUUGGCACUGGAUCUGACCACAUCCGAGAGAAGGACGGACUUUGGGCUGUCCUAAUUUGGCUGUCAAUCAUAGCAGCUCAAAAACAGAGUGUGGAAGAGAUUGUCCGAGAGCACUGGGCAAAAUUUGGCCGCCACUACUACUGUAGAUUUGAUUAUGAAGCUCUGGAUCCCAGGACAGCAUAUUUCAUAAUGAGAGACCUGGAGGCUUUGAUCACUGACAAAUCUUUCUGUAAUCAACAAUUUGCUGUUGGAAGCCAUGUCUACAGUGUGCAAAAAGCAACCAGCUUUGAAUAUGUGGAUCCCGUGGAUGGGACUGUGACCAAAAGACAGGGGCUAAGGAUCAUUUUUUCAGAUGCAUCCAGACUCAUCUUCAGAUUAAGUGCUUCUAGUCAUGUGCGAGCCACUCUCAGGAUCUAUGCAGAAAGCUAUGAAAAGGACCCCAACAAACAUAACAGAGAACCGCAGGCUGUACUGAGUCCUCUCAUAGCAAUUGCGCUGAAAAUAUCCCAGAUUCACGAGAGGACAGGUCGUAAGGGUCCUACCGUCAUCACCUGAACCAAGGAAAGAUCGCUAACCCCGGGCCAAAAUGGAGAGGGGAAGGGAGAAAGGAGACUUGCCAAAUCAUAUUCUUUCUCCCUUUUUGCCUUAUAUUAUUCAGAGGGUUUGAGGGAGGUGGGAGGGAGGGAGCAUUUGCUUCUGUGCUAUGGCUUCAGCAUCUUAUUGUACACAUAAAUAGCCAAAGAGAAAAGUUCAUUUUAUAUUAAGACUCAGUUAUUGCCAAAAGCCAGUGUGGCAGAAAAAUCUCGUGCUCUCCAUUUGCAAAGCAGGAGCAGGCUGCAUACUCUGCAAUCUAGCCUUUUGAGAAUCCUCAGCUUUAAUUCAAAAAGAAAGAACUCUUGUGGUAAGUAUGGAAAUGUUCUCUCAUGCUUUGAAAAGGCUCAGGAGCAAAAGGAGUUGUUUUCCAACUUACUCAGAAGAAGUGAGCAUGCACACAAAAGCUCAUACCAAUGACAAACUUAGUUGGUCUCUAAGGUGCUACUGGAAUGAAUUUUUUAAUUUUGUUUUAAAACAGGGCUGUCGGUCACUGCAGCUGACUGGAAGACUCAGUUGCUGAGAGGCGACUUUCAGUGCCCAAGAUGCCAGGCACCACACAAAGUAGUGUGUCAGGAGCUGCACAUGGGGCUGUUCUAAUCCUUACUGGCAUCUGUAGCCCAACCCGCUGCAUGUAUUCUUAGGGCUGUGUAAGUACAGUCAGGCCUCGGGUUGCGAAUGCUGCGGGUUACAUGUUUUCGUGUUGCGGUCUGCGCAAAACCCGGAAGUACUGUAACAGGUUACUUCUGGUUUCAGCACUCGCGCAUGCAGAAGCACAAAGACGUCAUGUGCAGAAGUGCCAAAUCUCGUCACGCGUGUGCACAGACGCAGUGCUGCGGGUUGCGAACGUGCCUCCCACACGGACAUAGCUGCCAAGUUAUCCCUUUUUUAAGGGAUUUUCCCUUAUGCUGAAUAGGCUUCCUCGCAAGAAAAGGGAAAACUUGGCAGCUAUGCACACGGAUCACGUUCGCAACCCGAGGUAUGACUGUAUGCAUAGUAUUGCAGCUUUAAACAGAUACUUUAUUUCCCUGAUUUAUCAUGUCCCAAAGCAUGUUGGAAACAGCCAUUCCUAAUCACCCAAACUAAAUUCCAUGAAUAACAAGCACUGAUUUAUACACUAUUUGAAACCCAGCAUCUACUAUACUCAUGCACAUUUUGUGCAAUCGAGACUUCUGAAUUUAAAAUGUGAAGAAAGAAAAUAGACAUGCAGCCAAGUCUUUGAUGAAUGAAAGUUCCCCUUUCCCACCCAGCCCCCUUCCCAACCUCCCUUCAUCCAAAGGAUAGAACUAUGUUACGGUUACUAAACAUUUCUGAAGGAGGCCUCCUUCUUGAGUAUUUAGCCACUGCAGCUGUCUUGGCAGAGACUUUUGUCUUUCCUUAGAUUUUACACAUUUUGGAAAGACUGCUGGCAUGCUCCCUCCCCCCACUUUUUAAUAAAUGAGCUAUUAUAAAUUGGAUUCAAAAUAUUCGGAUACUGUCUCCCAAGAUGAAUUUGUGUUCCACUUCUUUGCGUUUGAGUAAUUGACAGAGUUUGACUUUACUACGCUGGAAGAGUAAUGGGAUCCCUUUAAAAAGCCAUGCUGCACAUUCAAAAGACUAGGAACAAAAUGUCUCUGCCUGGAGGGUUCCGUAAUCACACACUGAUCACACAGAGUUCUGGCACUAAAUUGGCAUUACAGUGGUACCUCUGGUUAUGAACUUAAUUCGUUCCGGAGGUCCAUUCUUAACCUGAAACUGGGGCCUCCCACAGCCGCUGACACACGAUUUCUGUUCUCAUCCUGAGAUAAAGUUCUUAACCCGAGGUACUACUUCCGGGUUAGUGGAGCCCGUAACCCAAAGUGUUUGUAAACCGAGGGACCACUGUACUCUCUGGUUAUAGAUGUGCAUAAUAGCUGAACACUCAGAGACUUUUCCAACAUACUGUUUUGAACUUGCAAAAACUAACUUUUUAAAGGGGUCAUAUGCCCUCAGAUAUUGGAAAUAUGGUGGGGUUAAUCCUCUGAGAUUAGGGGAAGAACAGUUCUGGGCAAAUAAGAUACAUUAGCGAAAUGUUGACGUCCUGGUACAACACCUUCAUGUUUCAUGCUUAUGUGAUUCCCUUAAAUGCCAGCACAAAAUGAAAUGAAGGAAGUGAUGCAUAGUUCUAAGCAGGGCUUUUUUCAGCAAGAACUCUCUGGAACUUAGUUCCGGCACUUUUCUAAUUCACUUAGCUGUCUGAAAGCGGACCACAUGCAUUAGCAGAGGGUCAUAGCAUUACAUAUCAUGGAACAGAUGCAACAGAGGAAAGAAUGUUUGUGUACACCAAAUGGUUUUUGUGACUACGGAAGAACAAGAAGGCUCCACCCAGGACACACGACACUGAAAUGAUCAGAACUCUUUGUGCAUUUGAAUACUUUUCUUUGCUUGUCAUUUGUUGAGAUGACUUUGUGCAAUCUGAUAUUUUAGUAGCCUGGUAACAUUAAUUGCAAUGGCCAAAUGUUCCUUUUUAGUGCAAUCUGAGUGAUCUUGUGCUUUCAGAAAUGGAUUUGGUUUAUUCUGAUAUUUGUCAAAACUUACUAUGACAUUGAAUAAAUGAAAUGCCAUAUUUUUGCCUUGCAUGAAAUUGCUGAUAAGACACAGCUUGGCCUAAUGUAGCACAGGUUGUUUUUUAAGCUGUGCCUAAGUAAAUGAAGCACUGAUUGUUUUCUCACUUCUAAAAGCAUAGAGUUUUAUUGCAGUAUUAUUAAACAUCUUUUUUGUAAAUCUAAAAA
Molecule: messenger RNA, 4632 nt
Organism: Zootoca vivipara (common lizard)
Lineage: Eukaryota; Metazoa; Chordata; Lepidosauria; Squamata; Lacertidae
Gene: PGM5
Product: phosphoglucomutase 5
Biological process (GO): carbohydrate metabolic process; myofibril assembly; striated muscle tissue development
Cellular component (GO): cytosol; adherens junction; sarcolemma
Molecular function (GO): phosphoglucomutase activity; magnesium ion binding
Source: RefSeq, a predicted model, not a curated record